AUGGUUGAAGAACGUAGUGCUGUUAUGGAUUUGGUAAAACAAUUGGAGAAGUCAUCUGAAUUACCGCAUAAAGGGAAAUCUUUUAAACGAGUUUGUGAGUUAUUCAAUAGUGACAAAAAAGUAGUCAGUUGGAAAUUUAAUGAAUGGGAUUAUGGUAAGAAUAAUAUAAAAUUACCAUGCAAUGCAAGAGGUUUAUUUAUUUCAGAGGAUUCGACCAAUCCAACCAUUGUUGCAAGAGGGUAUGAUAAGUUUUUCAGUGUGGACGAAGUUCCUUUCACUAAAUGGGAUGCAUUGGGCUGUACUACAAAGGGCCCAUAUGAAGUAUCUGUAAAAGCAAAUGGUUGUAUAAUAUUUUUUUCAGGUUUAGAAGAUGGGACAUUAAUAACUUGCUCUAAACAUUCCACAGGUCCAAGAGAUGAUUCUGAUAGAAACCAUGCCGAAGCUGGUGAACUGUUCUUAAAAUCACAAUUGGAAAAGUUAAAUAUUGACAUAUCUUCAUUUGCUAAAGAACUUUACAAAAGAAAUUUAACCGCUGUCGCAGAAUAUUGUGAUGAUUCCUUUGAAGAACAUAUCCUUGAAUAUUCUGGGGCCAAAGCUGGUCUAUAUUUACAUGGUCUAAAUUUAAAUACUGUUAAUUUUAAGACAUUACCAAUGACAGAUGUUACUGAAUUCGCAUUGAAAUAUGGUUUUAAGUUAAUUGAUUAUGUUACAAUAUUAGAUAUACAUAGUUUAAGAUUAUUCUUAGAAGAUUGUGCUAAAACCGGAUCGUAUAAAAAUGAAGAGAUCGAAGGUUUUGUUAUUAGAACUAAAGAUUCAAAUAGUGGCAAUGCAUUUUUCUUUAAAUACAAGUUUGAGGAACCAUAUCUUAUGUAUAGACAAUGGAGAGAGGCUACUAAGGAUUAUAUUCAAUCACAUACAAGAGUAUUCAAUUUUCGAAAACAUAGAUUUAUAACAAAUAAAUACAUGGAUUUUGUUGUGCCGAUUUUAGAUAAUGAUCCAGUUCUAUGUGAAAAUUAUUUAAAAGGACAGCAUAUCAUUGACUUAAGAAACAAAUUUUUAAAAUCAUAUGGUAUGACAGGUAUUGAAAUUUUAGACCAUGAAAAGAUUAAGGAACUUGAAUUAAGAAAUUCUUUAGAUUUUUCAAAAGUCGAUGAAUUUACCAAAUUUAUUAUUAUACCAAUUGCAGUUAUAGGCUGUGGCAAGUCUACUACUGCAAGGACACUAACAAAUAUCUUUCCAGGCAGGUGGGCCCAUGUUGAGAAUGAUGAUAUAACUUCAAAAGACAGAUCACAAUUGGUUAAACGUUCACUUGAAUUAUUAAGUAACGAUAAUAUCAAGUGUGUAAUUAUAGAUAGAAACAAUCAUCAAUACAGGGAGAGAAGAGAAAUUUUAAAUUGGAUUGAAGAAUUUAAAGAAGACUAUUUGGCUUACGAUGUUAAUGUUAAGAUUAUUGCUGUUUCAUUUGUUACCUAUGACAAUUUAGAUUUGAUAAGACAAUUGACAAUAGAUAGAGUAAAAAGAAGAGGAGAUAACCACCAAAGUAUUAAGGCUACUGUUUAUGGCGAGAAAAAAGUACUUGGUAUUAUGGAUGGGUUCAUCAAGAGAUUUCAAGAAGUUCAAGAAGGCAGAUCUCCAGACAAUCUAUUCGAUUUUAUAAUCCAUGUUCACGUUAAAGAUUAUGAUUCUUCAUUAGAAAAUACAAAUGUUAUUUUAACCAAACUACACCAAAAGUAUCCAAUUUUAGUUCCAGAUUUACCUUCUUCAAAUGAAAUUAGGGAAGCAUUCCAAAAAGCAUUAACCUAUAAACCUGUUAUAACGAAAACUUUUGGUAAUACACCAAAACAGAAAAUACAGAUAAAUAAAAGUGAAUUGAAUUCAAUAAAUGAUAAUAAGACCAAAAUUUCCCCCGUUUUCUUUUCUGCUCAUUUACUUGAUGAUGCUAUUAUAUUUGAUAUAUUCAAAGACUUCGUUAAUGUACCUGCUUUUACAAAAUCAGAGAAGUUAGUAAUAGAAGAUAUGUUAAAAAAUAGAUCAUUUCAGUCUGAGUUACAUGUUACUCUAGCUCACGUCGCUUCUUGUAAAAGAGGUGGACCUGAAUUGCAACAAAUUUGGCAAGAGUAUAACAAUCGUUACAUUCCUUUGAUUAAAAAGAACUUAAAAUUAUUGAGGAUUAAGUCAGAAGAGCUACCUAGUCAAAUAAAGACAGAUGAUAUUUUAGAAUUUUCAGUAAAAAAAAUAUGCUGGGAUAAUAAAAUUCUUUCAGCAAUCAUUGAACUUGGAGAUUUUAAAGAUUCCAAUGGUGUAAUUUUGAAGGGUUUAAAAUGUGCCAAUAAAGUCCCUCAUAUUACGUUAGCUUUACUUGAACCUGGCACAAAACCAUUUUAUUCAAAUGAAUUAUGCCAAAAUGUACAAGCUAACAAUAUCGGUAAAAAUAUCAGAGUAUAUGACAUUUCUGAAUUAAAAAUGUAUCAAGCUGCAAUUUCUAUUCAUCUUUAA
This is a messenger RNA of Tetrapisispora phaffii CBS 4417, 2496 nucleotides long. It is a transcript of the gene TRL1, whose product is annotated as tRNA ligase. Gene Ontology annotation, cellular component: nuclear inner membrane. The coding region runs from base 1 to 2496 and encodes 831 amino acids. Gene Ontology annotation, molecular function: RNA ligase (ATP) activity; phosphoric diester hydrolase activity; GTP-dependent polyribonucleotide 5'-hydroxyl-kinase activity. Gene Ontology annotation, biological process: tRNA splicing, via endonucleolytic cleavage and ligation. The record is from RefSeq and is a predicted model, not a curated record. The transcript has a single exon. Lineage: Eukaryota; Fungi; Ascomycota; Saccharomycetes; Saccharomycetales; Saccharomycetaceae.